AUUAUAUGGCUUUUAAUUUCCAGUUAUCAAAAUUUAGCUCUAUAUAAAAGGUCCAGCCAAGCACAAGGGAAUAGUAUCACUAAAGUGUCCACUCCAACAAGUAACUACAAAUAUGUGCUCCCUUAAGGCCGUGACCUUUUUCCUCCUCGUGGGGACUGCUGUUGCUCAGUACAACUACCAGAAGCCAGAGCCUCCAAAGAACACUUAUCUCCCUCCAAAACCAGAGUCUGAAGCCAAUGUAGCUGCCGAAGGACUUGCCCCAGAGGCUGCUCACGAACCAGGAAUGCCCUUUGAUUUUUCUUACAAGGUCCAAGAGGAAGAUAUUGAUAACACUCAUCAAGCCCAAUCUGACGGAGAUGUUGUGAAAGGUGAAUACCGAACGCUCCUUCCCGACGGCAGGACCCAGAUCGUCCGCUACACUGCCGAUUGGAAAAAUGGCUACAACGCUGAGGUGAUUUACGAGGGAACUGCAUCAUACCCAGAGCCCAAGCCAAAAGCGAGAAAUCCUUAUGAAAAUCAAAGCAACAUCGACUCUGCUGGAAUUCGACCAACUCCUGGAUACAGCUACCAACCCCCAGCUCCAGCUCCAACCACUCGACGACCAGCCCCAACAACCAGACCACCACCCCCACCACCACCAAAGAAUCUUUAUGACACACCAAACCAAUCUUUUGGAGUUAGAAACAACCCCAAAUUCGGACAUGGAAAGUGAAAGCAGUGAAAGUCGUGUAUCUGCAUAAAUACAUAAUUAGUGAAAUGUGAUUUUUAUUAUCCGGACUGACCACGAUUGGCAUCCAUCUAAUUUGGUUUUAAAAAUUCCUACUUUAAUUUUACAUUUAUCGGAAAUCAAAAUCAAGAAGGUCAACCCAGCACUACAAUAACGUCCGAGACGUACUUUAUAACUAACUUACACGUACAUAUACUUGUACACAUACACAACAUAUUACGAAUAAUUUUAUAUUUACAUUUUUGUGUAAAAAUAAUAAAUACGACGACUUAGAGUUACUACGACCUCUA
Molecule: messenger RNA, 1017 nt
Organism: Folsomia candida
Lineage: Eukaryota; Metazoa; Arthropoda; Collembola; Entomobryomorpha; Isotomidae
Product: cuticle protein 19
Exons: 6
Coding region: 113-712 (199 amino acids)
Cellular component (GO): extracellular matrix
Source: RefSeq, a predicted model, not a curated record